Molecule: messenger RNA, 1771 nt
Organism: Chiloscyllium plagiosum (whitespotted bambooshark)
Lineage: Eukaryota; Metazoa; Chordata; Chondrichthyes; Orectolobiformes; Hemiscylliidae
Source: RefSeq, a predicted model, not a curated record
AUGCUGCAGUUUCAGGCUGUAACCUUCAUGCGUCACUAUGCAUCUGCAUUAUUUGACGUACAACUGUCACUUGGUCUGGUCUGCACAACCUUCCUACUUGUACACCGAGCCUUUCUUUGUUCUGUUCUCAGGUUUUUCUUUCGGAGUGGCAAUAUCGAGCACCCAGGUGACAAGCUGUUCAACACCACCGUUGAAGUUUUACCUUUUGACACAGAACUGUCAUGGAAGGAGACCUUACUGGAUGGUAAAGACAAGACUCCCAAAUACCAGAGAACAGAAGAUGGGUAUAUCAGAAUCGCUUUCUUUGUAAAUGGUAUCGCUGAGGGAGUUGUGGAUCCAAUGUUUGGACCACUGGAGGUUGUCCGUCUGUCCACCCUAUCAGACUCGCCAGUUUGGGUGAUACUCAGUGAGAUAUUUAUAAAGAAAGCUGAGACUUAAAAGUAGAGAAGAUUUAGUUUUGACCAUGAUGGAGUGGGCUCUCCUCUGGACUGGAACUUAUCUCGUGGAAUCUCUUCUUUGAUCAUCGAUUUCAUCGCAGAAAGACUCAACCAUCUGUUGGUCAAUUCAGGAAGAGAGGGAAUACCCUGAGUAAGGCAAACACCCUCCCCUCCUCCCUCCAAAAACUGCCUACUCUUGACACAUCAAAGAACAGCUUGUGCCUGACGGGACUCCAUUUUAUACUUAACAGAACAAAAAUUGUGUGGAAAAAAAAAUCUGUUUAUAAUAGGAUCUUCCAUUCCAAUGCAUUCUGAUCCAAUUUAUUAAAAGUGGCAAAAUUUUUAACCUCUACCUUAUUGAUUGUGUCGGCUGUGAGGUACUAAACUGAUGGACAACUUCACUUCGGAGAAAGAUGGGGAGUGAAGGAGGAGGACUGGGAUAGCCAGCACUUCUCAUUGAAGGGAGGAGGUUUGUGGUGCCUCUCUAAUGGAAGAAAGAGGAUGGAGACCAGAGUAUGAGGGUGGUCUCUGAACAACGAAUGUCUCAAAUCAGGGAUUUAUCCAGAUCAUUUACAUACAUAUUUUUACUCAUUUUAGAGACAAUUUUAUAACCACUAAAAUCAACAAUAUUUCAAAUAUCAAGCCUAAUUGCUGAUUGUUAAUACCUGAAAUAUUUGACUUAAUUCCUUCAAAAAAGGGUGUUGGAUAAAUCCCAUGUAGAAUUCUCAUGUAGAUUUGAAGAUGAAAUGUGGAAAGAAAAAUCGCUUUCUCAGCAGGGUUUGGUGAGGGGGUGGGAGGGUGAAGGUUUGAAGGCAGUUUGGCCCUUUUACUGCUGAACUGAUGGUGUGGAAAUUUGACACACAAAGUUGAAUGUGAAUGCUCUAUUCCAGAUCCUCUGGAGGUUGAGGGGUACUCAGUGUCAAGAGCUCAUUCAUUUACUUUGCCCACUGAAUGCAGAUCUUUGUUUAUAAAUCCUUGUCAACCAAAACAAAGCUGUAUAAGAUUCUCUGCUUAUUUAUGGUCCAAAUGUUGAAGGGUCUUAAUGUUGCCAUGUCAAUAAUUGUACUGCAAAAGUUGGUGUGAAUAGAAAGUAGAAGCCUCUCUCUGCUCCCAUCAACCUUUUCAUGUAAAAUUAUUGUGGGGAGGAAUUCUACUCCCCAAGGUCUUUUUAUGUUAAUGGUAAUAAAGUUCAGUGAAUGGAAGAAAGAAUUUAAUAUAUUCAUUUUAUAAACUGUACUAUUUUACACAACAAUCUGUAAAUGCGGUCCAGUUUGUAGAUAAUAAAUGUGUAUCAUUAAUAAUGCAUAAUUGUGAAUGGAGGAAAAUCAUUGUAA